This is a messenger RNA of Acanthaster planci (crown-of-thorns starfish), 2343 nucleotides long. It is a transcript of the gene alg6, whose product is annotated as ALG6 alpha-1,3-glucosyltransferase. Gene Ontology annotation, biological process: protein N-linked glycosylation; dolichol-linked oligosaccharide biosynthetic process. Gene Ontology annotation, molecular function: dolichyl pyrophosphate Man9GlcNAc2 alpha-1,3-glucosyltransferase activity. NCBI's taxonomy places the organism in Eukaryota, Metazoa, Echinodermata, Asteroidea, Valvatida, Acanthasteridae. Gene Ontology annotation, cellular component: endoplasmic reticulum membrane. The record is from RefSeq and is a predicted model, not a curated record.
AGGGCCCAGUAUACGACGGAGGAGAAUUCAUCGAGCCCUGUUUACAGGUCUAGAAGGUAGUGGGUUUGACCUUGUGUUGGUUUUGAUUGGUCAUGCAUAAAUUCAGCCUGAUAGUUCUAAUUUUGAAUCAAACGCACUGCUCAAGAAUGCCAUUGGCACUGCCUCAACAUAAUCACAGGAAUUGAAGGAGGAUUUUGAAGGAUUGAGGCAGCAGGCACACUUCAAAGUAAUAUUUUCAAAAAACUUUGGAGGAUUCUGUCCAGAGGAUUGAGAACUGUCCCCAGCAAAAAGGGCCUAGGGGUUAGGGUUAAAUGAAUAAUCCUGUGUUUUUUAUAAAUUUCAAAUUUGUGCUCAAUGCUGUCACACCUGUAUGUGUGACCCAAGAAAAACUGCUCAAACAAUAUUGCUCAAGUUGCAAUUUGUGCAUUUUCACACACUGCGCUCACAAAUUUUGACAAAACCAUAAAAAUAGCAUCAACCGACCACACUCCCAUUCAAUAUCAUGACUGCACUAGACCGCAUUCACCAUCACUGAAUGACACAACGUCCAUGAUGUCCAUGUUGCACACGGAUGUGGACAUAACCAUGAUGACCAUGACUGAUGAAAUACAGUCAGUAGGCCUAGCAUGAUCAGCAGAAGUGCAGGCACACCGCCCAUGUUUGGAGAUUAUGAAGCACAGAGGCACUGGAUGGAGAUCACCACAAACCUGCCCAUCAAACAGUGGUACACAAACACCACAGACAAUGACCUUCUCUACUGGGGCUUAGACUACCCACCUCUAACCGCCUACCACAGCUGGCUGUGCGGCAUAAUCGCUUACAAGAUUAAUCCUGACUGGGUAGCUUUGAAUUCUUCCAGAGGAUACGAGAGCCGUGAACAUAAACUUUUUAUGAGGUAUUCAGUCCUGGCUGUGGAUGUCUUGCUCUACAUCCCCGCCGUCCUUGCCUUCUGCUCGUGGACCCUGACCGAACAGUUGGAGGUCAACCAACUGAAGACUGCGGCCGCCUUCCUCCUGUACCCUGGACUGAUCGUCAUUGACCACGGCCAUUUCCAAUACAACUGUGCCAGCCUUGGCUUUGCAUUGUGGGCCAUGGUUGCCCUGGCAACCAAUCACGACCUCCUGGGGUCAAUUGCCUUUGUCUUGGCCCUGAACUACAAGCAGAUGGAGCUGUACCAUGCUCUACCGUUCUUCUGCUGUCUGCUGGCAAGAUGCAUCUGGGAGACCAGACUGCCGUUACUGUACCGUUUCUGGAAGCUAGUCCAGAUUGGUGUUGUUGUCGUUGCUACCUUCGUUCUGUGUUGGCUUCCGUUUUUAUCAGACAUGGACGUCUUUGUUCAGGUGUUGCGUAGGCUCUUCCCCUUUGACAGAGGGCUGUUCGAGGACAAAGUCUCCAACUUCUGGUGCAGCAUCAGUGUCAUCAUCAAAAUCAAGAAUAUCCUAUCCCAAGAUGCAUUGGUCAAACUCUGCCUAGCGACGACUGGGGUAUGCUUACUACCCCUGUGUGCUGAUCUGUUGAGAGCCAGCGUUAGAUCAGCAAGCAGUAUAUUAAAAUUUCACUACUCCUUGAUAAAUAGUUCUUUAGUAUUCUUCUUGUUUUCCUAUCAAGUUCAUGAGAAGAGCAUCCUUCUUGUAGCUUUGCCUGUUUGUUGCCUUCUUGAUGUUCACCCACUGCUCUGUUCUUGGUUUCUUCUUAUAUCCACAUUUAGCAUGCUACCACUUCUCAUCAAGGAUCAGCUCUUCUUGCCUUACCUUGCCCUCUGCCUCAUGUUCCUGGUUGUGGCAAGGAUGUCAUUCAGGGAAAAGUCUGUCAAAUUCAAAGUUCUGGUUGCUUGCUCCUUGCUAGGAGCCAUGGCCCUCAGCAUCACCAGUGUGAUAUUGGAGCCCCCAGCUAGGUAUCCUGAUCUCUAUGCCGUGCUGGUCUCGGUGUAUUCCUGUGCACAUUUCCUCGUCUUCCUGGUCAUCUUCUACAUCAUGCAGCUGACCACGGAGGUGGAAAACAUCGCGGUGACCAAUGCUUACCACAUCAGCAGAGGGAAUGCGGCAGCGGGCCACCACUUGAAGCAAAGUACCGGGAAAAAGGGGAAACCAAAACGUAAAAUGCAAAAAGUGGAGUAGGUAUAGUUUGUCAUGUCCUGGGUUGUCACUGAUUAAUCAUUCCUCCAAGAAAUUUUCUUUCAAUGAUAUUUAUCUCCUACUCUAAGGCAGAGUUUGGGCGGCAUGUUCUCGUAUGUUCACUAACAGCUUGAUUUGUCGUUCUUGGAUUGGCCGCUCGAAUGCCGGGUACAUACAAUUGGUUAUCGCUGGUAGGCCUAGUUAGUGACAAGCAACAUGUCGGCGUCCA